Messenger RNA from Cavia porcellus (domestic guinea pig), 1161 nucleotides. RefSeq names its product PDZ and LIM domain 4 (gene Pdlim4). Gene Ontology annotation, cellular component: Z disc; stress fiber; filamentous actin. Lineage: Eukaryota; Metazoa; Chordata; Mammalia; Rodentia; Caviidae. The transcript has 7 exons. The coding region runs from base 77 to 1069 and encodes 330 amino acids. Gene Ontology annotation, biological process: muscle structure development; actin cytoskeleton organization; heart development. Gene Ontology annotation, molecular function: muscle alpha-actinin binding; actin binding. The record is from RefSeq and is a predicted model, not a curated record.
CGCGGCCAGGCGGCGGCCCGGCGGUUCUUCGGCGUCCGCGGCGCUCGGCUCUGGCUCGGCUGCGGCUCGGCGCGCGAUGUCCCACUCCGUGACCCUGCGCGGCCCCUCGCCCUGGGGCUUCCGCCUGGUGGGCGGCCGGGACUUCAGCGCGCCCCUCACCAUCUCGCGGGUCCAUGCGGGUAGCAAGGCUGCACUGGCUGCCCUGUGUCCUGGAGACCUGAUCCAGGCCAUCAAUGGUGAGAGCACAGAGCUUAUGACACACUUGGAGGCGCAGAACCGCAUCAAAGGCUGCCACGAUCACCUCACGCUCUCUGUGAGCAGGCCUGAGAGCAGGAGCUGGCCCGGUGCUGCUGACGACAAGGUCCAGGCACACAGGAUUCACAUAGACCCUGAGGCCCAGGAUGGCAGCCCAGUGAGCAGCAGGCGGGCCUCAGCCGCCGGGAUGGCGCCAGAAGACAUUCGACCAAGCCUGGGGUCUCCGUAUGGGCAGUCACCGCGUCUUCCCGUCCCUCAGAAUGGCAGCAGCAAUGAGGCCACCCUGCCGGCCCAGAUGAGCGCCCUGCACGUGUCUCCGCCUCCCAGCGCUGAUCCAGCCAGAGGCCUCUCACGCAGCCGGGACUGCAGAGUGGACCUGGGCUCGGAGGUGUACAGGAUGCUUAGGGAGCCCGGAGAGCCCACGGCUGUGGAGCCCAAGCAGUCAGGCUCCUUCCGCUAUUUGCAGGGCAUGCUGGAGGCCGGCGAGGGCGGGGAGCGGCCAGGGCCUGGCGGCCCUCGGAACCUCAAGCCCACAGCCAGCAAGCUGGGCGCUCCGCUGAGCGGCCUGCAGGGACUGCCCGAGUGCACACGCUGCGGCCAUGGCAUCGUGGGCACGAUCGUCAAGGCUCGGGACAAGCUCUACCAUCCCGAGUGCUUCAUGUGCAGCGACUGCGGCCUGAACCUCAAGCAGCGCGGCUACUUCUUCCUGGACGAGCGGCUGUACUGCGAGAGCCACGCCAAGGAGCGCGUCAAGCCGCCCGAGGGCUACGACGUGGUGGCCGUCUACCCCAACGCCAAGGUGGAACUGGUCUGAGCCCUCCUGCCCCCCACCCUGCUUCAUCUGACGCCCCCUUGUGCCCAUGUAAAUAUGUCCCCGCGCCUCUAAUAAAGUGCCUUUGUUCAGCC